AUCUAGCUAUGCGUGCAACACCAACGAUUUAAUUAUUGAAAAAUCAAGAUAUUUUCCGGUAUUUAAGAUCAAAUAUUAAGUUUUACUAUGCUUUCUGUGUUUCAUCUAUCUCUAUUUGGAUUUGGAUUUAUUUUCGUCUUUUCUUCUGUUUACUCUGAAACCCCCUCGACCAUGUCAAUCGGAAGAAGUCCCCGCAGUGCCACCCACUUGGUUCAUCAUUUGGAUGCCAGCCCCCUCAUGGUGGCUGCUGAUGUCACUGAUGCCAGAGGUCUUAAAGCCCCUAGGACCUUGCUCUCGGAGUACCUUUGGCAACAGACGCAACAGCAUCACAACCAAGCAUUACAGUCCGGGUUUGUACAAGGAAUUAGGAACGCUUCGCUCAACCCCGAGGGCUUCGGAGGUUAUAUGCUACAGGACUCCGUGUUUUGUUAUAAGGCAUCAAACAACAUUGCUAUCGCCGAAUCAAACGCAACAGAUCCGUUUAUUAAACAGUUCUUGGAGAAAACGUUAAAAUCAUACCAGGAAUACUACCAAGCACUGUUCAAUACCUGGCAUAUUGAGGACGCAUCCGGAAUAAAGCUAGGCCAAGCUUGCAAGGCCUACAUUGCCCAUGAACACAAUGUAGCCAUGAACCUCAACUCGGUAUACUUCGUGGUUGCCCUCAUACCUUGUGCAAAGCUUUGGCCAUGGAUUGGACAGCAGAUUGCAGCAGAUACAGGCAAUUUCGGCGUGUACACCAAGUGGGUCCAGGAAAACUUUAGUCCUGACAGUUCUGGAGUAACCAAGUACGAAACGUUGAUUAACAACGCUGAAGCUCAAGGGGUAAUAAACAGAAACGAGGCUCUGGAAGUCUACACGAAGAGCAUGAUGGGAGAGGUUAACUUCUUUGACUCCAUCAAGACAAUGUAGAAGGAACGAGGCCAUGGCAGUUGAAACAAAUAUGUUUCAAAAGAACGACAAUACGAAAUUAUGUUUAUGCUAAGCGUUACCUGGUUCUUUUUCUUCAGCUUAUAUUUACAUGUAUGUCAACUAUAUAAUUAUGUGAGAUAUGUUCGUGUGGAUCGUCCAUACAGCCGAUGUAAACCACAUAAUAAAAAUGCACAUAUUAUUCUAAUAAAAAUAUAUUUAC
Molecule: messenger RNA, 1129 nt
Organism: Mya arenaria
Lineage: Eukaryota; Metazoa; Mollusca; Bivalvia; Myida; Myidae
Exons: 5
Coding region: 88-909 (273 amino acids)
Cellular component (GO): cytosol
Source: RefSeq, a predicted model, not a curated record